Molecule: messenger RNA, 4309 nt
Organism: Spirodela intermedia
Lineage: Eukaryota; Viridiplantae; Streptophyta; Magnoliopsida; Alismatales; Araceae
Source: the annotation of a GenBank genome assembly
AUGCGUCGACGGGAGUUCCUCAGUCUGGAUCUAGCCUUGUUGAGGUUUGCCCUAGGCUUUGUGCUGCUAUGCAGCUCCGCAAUGCCGGUCCUGGCUUCGAUCCACGAGUACUCCAAGCAGGCCUUCGCUCCGCGCUCCAAUUCCUACUUCUUCCACGGCGGCAGCGAAGGUCUGUACGCGUCGGAGGUCCAGGGGAGUACUGUUUCUAACGAAGGGAAAUCCUUCAUCAAGUUAGUGAUUGUCUUUGCCUCCUUUUAUCCUUCGAUUUCGAUGUGAUUUUCUAGGAUCAAGCGUGGUGUUCUCGUCAUUUUUAUUUAUAUUUCUGACGCAAGGACAAAACCAGCGGGACGAGAUUACGAUAAUAAAUCGAUCUGAGAGUCGAUAGUAGGAUAAGAUAGAAAAAUGGGAAUUUUUUGCAGUGGACUAGUCGUUUGUCUCGGGAAACACUUCUUGCUUGUAAGGUUUAGCCUUAUCAUUUAUCUAUUUUUAGAAUGUUACCCAUGGUUUUGCCUAUCAGUCUCACAUAGAACCCCAUGAGGGACCAGGUUUUUGGUAGAUUUAUGCAGCAGCGAGCCUUAGAGUCAUGAACCAAACCCCUAUUACAUUGACACAUGUAGCUUACAUUUCGGUCAAAGAAUGAUGGCUUCCAUGUGCCAUGUUGAGGAAUUGGAUAAAAGAUUACUCAUGGGAUCUCCGAAAAACCAUUAAAUGUUGGAAAUUUCUUUAUAAUCAAACUGACAACUAGUCUAUCCAUUCAACUAUCAAUUGAUCAUCCUUCGGUCACCAAAAGCCUUUGUUCCAUUAUCUAAUGCCAUGCAAUUUAAGAACCUCGGAGAUAAGAGGAAGAAAUUGAGCUUCUAUUGAUGGCCGAUUCUAAAUGUGGGUCAAUAUUUGGGUGAAGCUAGCUCGUGUCACAAUCAAACCAGGUUCAAUAUAUUGUGCCUGACCUCUCUAUGCUGGCAUCUAUGUUUAAACCAAAAAUACUUUUGUAAAAAACCUUACCGAUAAAAUUCAAUUAACAGAGCUGGUCCAGAUACUGUGAAAACCAUAACAAGUAAAAUAAACCUGUUUAUGAUUCCUUAUUUCCUGCCUGAUCCGGUGCCUAACAAGAAUGGAUAAAGUCAGCCGAUGCAGGGGUCAGAUCUGAUUCCACUCGCAAUCGCAAAAGCGAGACAUUUCGACCAAUGUCUGUAGUGUCGAAGUCUAGACUUCAUUUUGGAUAUGCAAAUGCAUCAUUCGUUUUUUCAUGUAAAAUUAUAAAAUUAAUGGCUACCGUGAUGUCAUUAGGAUAUAAUGUUCAUUGAAGAGAUCUCAGAAAUGUUCUUAUUAUUUCGAUUCGUAUCUUUUUUUUUUGUUCGAUUUGUGCCCUUAAAUUCAUGUUCCUGAUUGAUCCUAGACAUGCUAUGCUAGAUUUGAAUCGGUGAAAUUUCGAAGGCCCAAAGAGUCAGCUAUGAAGCAUCAUGCCAUGCAGCGAAGAAGUGGAUUAGUGGAGGCUAUUAUGGUUGAAAUUCGCGACAGGGAUAAGAUCGGUGGCUCUCAUUUAAAUUCUGAUGCUAUUUGCUGUAGUCCUGAUUUGGAUACAAAGUGUAACAUAGGGGAGGUGAUCAUCCGUUCAAAUGAAGAAAACCCUGGUUGGCCGAAACGUAUUCAGACCUUUUUUGAUGGCCAAGCUGAAGAAGCUACCAUGGUAGCUGAAUCUGUUGAGAUAAACAAAACUGGUAUGUACUAUCUAUAUUUUAUGUUUUGUGACCCACAACUUAAAGGUACAACAAUUACUGGUAGAACUGUUUGGAGAAAUCCCAGAGGAUAUCUGCCUGGAAAGAUGCAGCCAUUAAUGACUUUCUAUGGUUUGAUGUCGCUGGCAUAUCUUGUGCUUGGUUUAGUUUGGUUCAUGAGGUUUGUGCAAUUUUGGAAAGAUAUAUUACAACUGCACUAUCACAUUACGGUAGUGAUUGGCUUGGGGAUGUGUGAGAUGGCUUUCUGGUACUUUGAAUAUGCGAAUUUUAAUGCAACUGGUGUCAGACCUAUGACCAUUACACUGUGGGCUGUGACAUUCACUGCUGUGAAAAAAACAGUGUCCCGCCUCCUUCUUCUGGUGGUCUCAAUGGGCUACGGUGUUUUGAGGCCAACAUUAGGCGGUCUGACCACCAAAGUUGUUUCUCUUGGGGUGAUAUAUUUUGUGGCUUCGGAAGCUCUUGAGCUUGUGGAGAAUUUGGGAAAUAUCAACGAUUUUUCUGGAAAAGCAAGAUUAUUUCUCGUCCUACCAGUUGCUAUCUUGGACGCAUGUUUCAUUGUAUGGAUUUUCUCAUCAUUGUCAAAAACUCUGGAAAAACUCCAGGUAAAUUUCUGUUUUCAUAUCAAGUAAGGAUAUCUGUUUUCAUCAAUUUUUCUGCUGGAUCAUGUUUUGAGAAAAAUCUGUGCAUAGAUUUACUCCAAUAAAUUGACAUAUUAAUGAUUAGAUUUCCUUUCUAUAGCCCAUCUUCUUGUAAUAUGUUUGGUUUCAUCUAAAUGAUGCCUCUAUAGGCUUAUGUCGUAACCAGUUUGGAGGUAAUGACUACUAAUCAUGCAUAGUAGAAAUAUUCUGCAAAUUUUCUGAAGACUAAUCUUGAAAAAUUUGUAAAACUGCAAGAACCAAACGAUUGGCGACGAGCCUUAGUGACCAAAGAAGAAUAUACGGUUUUUUCCAAUUCGUUGUUAUUCGAACCUCAGCCUUCACAUAAGCGUAGCAAAUCCUACCGUUUUAGGCUCCUACGUGUAAUGAAUGAAUAUUUUAUAAAUGCUACUGAGUAACGAAAUUUUGUCAAUUAUAUAGUUCAAGGUUCUGAGUUUCACCGUUGGAUACAUCUCACGGCAGUUAUGACAUGUGUAGAGAGCUAGACUUUGCACUAAAUUGUUGAUAUUGACUUAAGACUGAUUGAGGGUCCCACACUAAGGCGUGCUAUUUAAAGCUAUCAAUGCUGUGAUGCAUAGAUUUUUUGGUUGGUAGGUCUAACUUUACCAUGACUCGAGAAAUAAAGGCAUGCCAUAACUUUGCCAACGGAACGGGAAUUGGCUAUUGAUUUUUCACUCAUCAUUAUCGAAACGGAACUAAGUGAUCGUAAUUAUGUCAGAAAGUUGACUUUAAUAUUCAUAUGAAAUGUCUUCUCUGUUCAAAAAUUCUUGAUUUACGUGUUUUAAGUGCAUCUUUUAUUAGUUGAUUGAUUUUUUCCCCAGAUACGCAAAAGUUUAGCCAAACUGGAGCUGUAUAGGAGAUAUACCAAUGCCCUUGCAAUAUCUGCGCUCAUCUCGGUCUCUUGGAUUGGCUACGAGGUGGGUGUCUCUUGUUUUGCGAUUCCACCAUAUGCUCCUGUUCUUUCUUAUGCAGUAUCAUCUAUCCUAAAACCUCAGAUUUCAACCUGACGGUUCUUGAGGUGGUGCUAAAAUAGAAAAGAAGCUUUCUUGAUUGGAAGUCCGUUUACCUGCUCGCUAAAUUAACGAGGAACCGGGCAGCAAUUUACAAAGUCAGCAAGAUUGUGAGCUUAUCAUGAUGGAAAAUAUAUUUAACUCAUAUAUGAUUCAGAAUGAAUGAUUUUGUGUGAUCCUUGUAGUUUGCCACAGGAGAACUAAUCUUCUGAUUUCAAAUAAGGAAUUGUGAACUGGAGAAUAUCUUCUGAUUCUGGGAAGUUAUGUGUUCCUGAUAAAAUUUUCCUUUAUUGACAAGUGAUCCACAUGUUUAUGGUAUUACUUUGCAUGGUUGAUUUGUUUCUGUCGCGGUCAUUGUAUCGCUCAGGCUUCUGAGUUUCAUGGUUUGCAGUUAUAUUUUAACGCUACUGAUCCGUUGAGUGAGUUAUGGCAAAGAGCUUGGAUCAUCCCUGCCUUCUGGAACGUGCUCUCCUAUGUGCUCCUUGGAGUGAUCGGUAUUCUCUGGGGGCCCUCCCGUAAUCCAACCAGGUGUCUUCUAUCCUCAUCCUUCUUCUUUUCCUCUCUCCUAACCAUUAAUCCGGGUAGCAGCUUUGUUCAUACUCAACGACUUCUCUCUCUCUCUCUCUCUCUCUCUCUCUCUCUCUCUCUCUGUUUCUCUCUAUCUAUCUAUCUAUCUCAUAGCGGGCCUUUCAUGGUUUAACCCCCCAAUGACCGUGGUUGCAGAUACGCGUAUUCAGAGGAGGCAGGGGACGACAUUGACGAAGAAGCAGUUUCGCUCACGAGCAGCGGCGCAAAGAUAUUAGGAGACUCCGUGAUCAAGCUGGAAAGGAAGGAGAAGAAGGCUGGCAGCUCUGUAGAUCACCCUUUUGGAAUCGGAGAGGACCUCGAGGAGGACAAGAGACAGUAG